Necator americanus (New World hookworm) is the source of this 2379-nucleotide messenger RNA. RefSeq lists its product as uncharacterized. Gene Ontology annotation, molecular function: ATP hydrolysis activity; single-stranded telomeric DNA binding; G-quadruplex DNA binding. The transcript is spliced from 19 exons. Bases 1 to 2379 code for a protein of 792 amino acids. The record is from RefSeq and is a predicted model, not a curated record. NCBI's taxonomy places the organism in Eukaryota, Metazoa, Nematoda, Chromadorea, Rhabditida, Ancylostomatidae. Gene Ontology annotation, cellular component: Mre11 complex; condensed nuclear chromosome. Gene Ontology annotation, biological process: telomere maintenance via telomerase; double-strand break repair; telomere maintenance via recombination.
AUGGUUCGAGGAAUUCGAAGUGUAGGACCAUCGGAAGAAGAGACUCAAGUGAUACGUUUUCUGAACCCACUCACAAUCAUUAGUGGACCAAAUGGUAGCGGAAAAACUACACUUAUCGAAGCGCUAAACUACAUCACCACUGGCGCACUUCCAGCGGGGAAGUUAGCUUCUUUUGUGCAUAGUGUGGAGGCCUCAAGUAAGCCCCGAGUCGAUGGUUUGGUCAAGUUACAGUUUGAAGACUGUAAAGGGCGAACAUGUGUAGCUACAAAACGAGUAAAUGCUGCUCUCACUAAGGGUGGUAAGCUGCAAUGCAAAUCGGAUGAGUUCAACAUACAGGUCACUGCUGCUGACGGUCAAAUAAAAAGCCUUUCUUCAAAGGUGGCCGAUUUUCAGAAGGAGAUUGUGAAUUUGCUUGGAGUUCCUGCUGCUAUAUUAGAUAAUGUUAUUUUUUGUCAUCAGGAAGAAUCAGUUUGGCCGCUCAGUGAGCCUAAAGAACUGAAACUAAGAUUCGAUCGUAUUUUUCAGUUAACCAGAUUCGUAAAAGCAUUGGAGGUUAUGAAAAAGAUGAAGAGAGAUUAUGAAGGAGAAUUGGCAGCUCUCGUUGAAAAGCAGUCCUGUAAAGAAAUGGUUGUCAAGUCGAAGGCGAAAUACACGCAACAACGCGAUUCAAAUGAGCUGCUUCGCAAGGAGUCCAAAGAGAAGAUUCAAGCAUUAGAGAAGAAGAUUAACGAGUGCAACGCUGUUAUUACCAAUGCGAACCAACAGUUGCAGAAGUAUGAAGCAGUAGAGCGGAAAGCAGAGGUCAAACGUGCCGAAUUACAUAUGUUGAAUGAUCAGUUGACAAGAAUAAGGGUCGCUCCAUAUCCUGGCAGCGAAAGUGAACUUCGAGCAGAGAUUAGUGAGAUGGACUCAUCUUCCGAAUUUCGGGAGCUGGAAGCACAACGAGAUCGUCUUAAGACAAAAAUCGAGUCGAUUUCAAAUGAUAUACUAAAGUUGAAGAUGGAGAAGGACGAGGCUGAAUGUCAAAUGCGGAAGCUGAUGAGUUAUGAGAUGGUUCGACGAAACCUUGAAGUGGAAAUGGAAGAGGCAGAACGAAAAUUGAGCACCAUAUACGGAUUAAGCGGAAAGGAUUACGUUGCUGAGCUGCAGAAGAUGAUUGAGUGUGAAGAGAGUGAACUGAAAGAACUGAAGGAGUCUUCUGCGGCUCUACGCGAAGAAAGGCAAGCUCGUCUUGAAGUAGCUCAGAUGGAGUGUUCGAAGUUGGAUUACGAACUGAAUUCGUCUUCUACGGCAAUUGAAUCGUUGACUCGUGAGAUAAAGAAUGUUGAGCAGAAACUGAAAGAUGCAACAGUGUCGAGCAAUGAAGCGGCUGAACUUUCUGAGAAGAUUAACGCCUUAGAAACGAGGAUGUCGGAAAUACCUAAUGUUGAUGAGAGGAGAUCCGAAAGUUUGAGAAAGCAACGACAAAAUUUGCAAAAAGAAGUUGAGGUAUUGCGACAGUGCUGUUCUGAUGCGAUGGAGUCUGAAGAAACUGAACGUGAAGUUCAGAGAAAGAACUCGAAGCGGGAGGAACUUGAGCGUGAACUGGAAGAUCUUAUGCAGAAACAUAAUGAUGCUUUUGUUUCGACAUUUGGGGAGUGUCCAAGUGGUCCGUGGAGCGCUUCAGUGAACGAUUUGGUAAGAUCGAGAGAAGAAUCGAAUCAACAAACUGAAAAUGAGUUAAGAAAAUCCGAGAGAGAUUUGGAUCGUGCUAGCCAGGGUUUGGAACAAACGAGAGCUGAAGAAGAGAAACUAAUCGGUGAAGUGGAGCAAUUACGCAAGAAGAUUGUCGAUCUCUGCGGCUGUUCCUCGCAAGACGUUGCUGAGAACUUGUCCGAAACGCGUCACCUUCUCACGAAAUUGCGUAAGGAGCUCUCUUCACUUAGCACUAAAGCCAUGUUAUACGAGACAUGGAGCGAAGAGACGAAGACCCGCUCUUGCUGUCCACUGUGUGAGCGCAAAUUUUCAAGCAAAGCGGGUGUUAACGAGUUGUCUGGAAAGCUUCUGGACAUGAGUUUGUCAAUGCCGGACGACAUUGAACGGCUUGAAAAGCAAGUCGCGGAAUCUGAAGAGAAGGAACGUCGACUCGCUAGUGCGGUAGUUUACGUGGAUCAGUGCAAAAAGAUCAUGGAAGAAAAAGUUAGACAUGUAAGAAAACAGAUUGCCACUUAUCGCAAGGAAGAAGCGCUUCUUAAUACGAAAGUGGAGCAGUUGAAGGAGGACAUGGAGACGGCAGUGAUUGCUCAUAAGCAACUACUUGAAAUCAAGGUGGAGCCGUUUGAUCACGUGUUGAUAGCGCACCUUACGUUGAAUUUCUAUUUCGGGCGGAUGUAUCUCUGA